AUCGUUUUCCAAAUAGUCCUCCUGCCUGCGGCAGCUCACGAACACAAUGGUCCUCUUCUUCACAUCCACUGCGGCCGAUCCGCCAGCAAUAGUUUACAUGGGCAAGGACAAAGUCGAGAACGAAGAUCUGAUUAAAUAUGCUUGGCCUCAGGAUGUCUGGUUCCACGUCGACAAAUUGUCUUCAGCGCAUGUCUAUCUUCGCAUGCCACCAACCAUGACCUGGGACAAUAUUCCUCAGGCGCUUUUGACCGAUUGUGCGCAGCUAGUAAAAGCUAAUUCGAUCGAAGGAAAUAAGAAAGACAACCUCACCAUUAUUUAUACUCUGGGAAGUAACCUCAAGAAAUCCGGAGACAUGGCUGUCGGUCAGGUGUCAUUUCACAGUGACAAACAAGUCAAAAGAGGUUUUCAAAAUCCUUAUCCACCCUUUUUUGUUGCUAAUACCCCCUCAGUUCACAUCCAAAAGAGAGAAAAUAUGAUCGUAAACCGCCUCAACAAGACAAAAGUCGAGAAGGUCGUAGAUCAUGAGCAAGAGCGCGUAGACCGCAUCAAGAAAGAGAACGCAGAGAAGAGAGCUACAGCUGCUCAAAACAAAAAAGCUGAAGCAGAGCUGACCAAGGCUAGAGAAGCGGAGAAGGCUGCCCGCUCGUACGAUUUAUUAUUCCAAGUCGAGGAGGAUCCUGAUGUACCGAAGCUUACCGGAAAAGCUAUCGAAGAGGACUUCAUGUGAUCGUAUAAACCUGAUUCAUGUGACUGUCAAUGAUUUUUUGCUCUCUGUCUUGAGUCCGUCUUAUACCCGUAUGGACUUGUAUCAGGCAAAUUGCCUCCUGUAAUAUCGGUAAUCGGAUAGUUUUGAGUCCUCCUUUCC
Molecule: messenger RNA, 865 nt
Organism: Suillus clintonianus
Lineage: Eukaryota; Fungi; Basidiomycota; Agaricomycetes; Boletales; Suillaceae
Product: cytoplasmic protein
Exons: 7
Coding region: 47-727 (226 amino acids)
Source: RefSeq, a predicted model, not a curated record